Molecule: messenger RNA, 3709 nt
Organism: Stereum hirsutum FP-91666 SS1
Lineage: Eukaryota; Fungi; Basidiomycota; Agaricomycetes; Russulales; Stereaceae
Product: ARM repeat-containing protein
Exons: 13
Coding region: 166-3393 (1075 amino acids)
Biological process (GO): tRNA re-export from nucleus
Cellular component (GO): nuclear pore; nuclear matrix; cytoplasm
Molecular function (GO): tRNA binding; small GTPase binding
Source: RefSeq, a predicted model, not a curated record
GCCACCUUGAGUUCUUUGACCCUUGUCACCCCUUGUUCUCCUUUCUCUUUAGCUUUGACCUCUACCUGGCUUCCUAUAAAAUAUCCCACUUGCUAGCGGGACUUUCGCAAUCUUACUUCAUUUGCUAGUACUUCCAAGGCGGCUAUAUUUUCAACUUCCACAAACAUGGACCAAGAAAUAAACCAAGUCAUCCAAGCUAUCCUCAUCGCCGCAGAUCCUUCACAAGGGACACUUCACCAACAAGCCCUUCAAUUUCUCUCCGACGUCCAACAAAAUGCAAACAACACGUGGAGGCUUGCUCUCUCUAUAUUCGUGGAAAGUGCGCCGGAGGGUGGCAGGAAAUAUCCGCCACAAGCAAGGUUCUUUGCAUUGAGAGUAUUGGAUGACUUCCUCGACAACCGAAUCGAACCUCUCGACGAGGACUCAUUUCGAACACUACAACAGUCACUAUUAUCCUUCAUCCAGUCGGAAUACGUGUUCGGAAACGCAGAAGCGAGCGCGACGUUCCUUCGGAACAAGUUCUCUCAUACUCUCACGCUUUUCUUCCUCGCGACAUACACGGAACAAUGGCCUACCUUUUUUGUGGACCUCUUCGCGUUGAUCCGCCCCUCAGAACCCUCCUCGUCACAAACGUCUUUCAACCACCAUGUCUCCCUCCUCUUCUUCCACAUCGUCCUCGAAAUUUCUGGUGAAGUCGCCGAUCAAAUCAUCAAGUCUGCGCGAGCGUUUACUACAGAAAGGCAUGUAAGGGAUGCUCGUGUGCGUGAUGCUAUGCGGGACCGGGAUGCGGCGGGAAUCAACGAGGCCGUCCUCACCAUUGUGGCGGAGAGCACAGACAGGAUGUCGAAGCUGCAGAAGGGAGAAGUAGCGCCAACUUCAGAACGAGAAGAAAGUGAGGUGGUCGAGGUCGUGGACUGUGGUGUUAGGACGUUCGCUUCCUACGUGGGAUGGAUCGAUAUCAAUCUCACAGUCACUCCAACAACCGUACCGCUGCUUUUCUCAUUGCUGUCCGAUCGUUCGCUAGCCAUCCGAUUAGCCACAUCCACCGCAUUGCUUCGCAUCGUCUCGAAGGGUCUCAAGGAGCCCGCAGAUAAACUUCAACUGAUCAAGGUUCUCUCGCUGACCCAAGUCCUCGACGCGUUGGAAAAGAAGACGCGAGCAGAGCAGGAGAGCCGGAAAGCAGAUGGCGCCGAUGAAGGUGAAGAGUCUUACCGAGAAGCCUUGGGCCGGCUGCUGAACGCUCUCGGACUGGAGCUCAUCAAGCUCGUGGAUGAAUGCCCAGACGAAAUGGUGCGCCUAGAAGCCGGUCGAAUCCUUCAGGAUACACUUUUCGUCAUGAUUCGGUUCAUGUCGGACGAGUACGACGACACCUGUUCGACUAUCUUCCCUAUGCUCCAGAUGAUCCUCGCCAGCUACAAGAAAAGCCGAAAAAUAUCUACGGACACAAUCGACAAUGAGAAGCGAGCGUUCCUCGCCUCACUUCUCGAGACUAUCAUGGCGAAAAUGAUUUGGGAUGAGGACACCGACUUUGAUGAUUUGGACGAGGAUGAUCGGGAGGCCUUUGAAGGAUUGCGCAAGGACCUUCGAUCUUUCAUGGAAUCGAUCUAUUUAAUCGACUCAGACCUGGUCACAGAGGCAAUCCGCUUGCGAGCAAUGACCGCCCUUACGGCUUAUACCAAUGGUGUACCCGUCAAGUGGUUCGAUGCCGAAAUCGCAGUUUACCUGACGUUCCUCUUUGGCGAGAUCAACAAAGCCGGUGGAAAAGGUCGUGCUGCAUUCUGUCAAACUCCUGCCAUAGCAAGGGAAGACCGAAAAAAGAUCGACUACUCCAGCUACCCUCUCACGUCUCACGGAGAACUACUACUUGCCUUGAUCCAGUCCGGCAUCUCUGCGUACCCGCAUCGAAUGGUCGUCAUGCAAUUCUUUGAAACGGUCGUGCGCUACGCCGACUUCUUCAAGGUUCGUAAAGAUUGUGUUGUUCCUACCCUCGAGUCUAUGGUCGAUGCAAGAGGUCUGCACAGCUCAGAUCAGAGCGUACAAACACGAGUCUUCUACCUCUUCCAUCGAUUCAUCAAGGAGAAUAGAGGCGACAUCUCUGCAGAGCUUUCUGGAACUUUGCUAGGUGGAAUUCGAGACUUGCUCGAUAUCCAGGUCGAAAUCCCAGAACUGGAGAACCCAGAAACCGAUGAUGUUCUUUCUGAAGCGACCAAACAUACCGGGAUCUUCGACGCCCAGCUCUACCUCUUUGAGACCGUCGGCAUCCUCCUCUCGGCAUUCAUGAAAUCUCCAGAAGGGGCCUCUUCACUACUGCAGUCCAUCGCCACCCCGCUAUUAGACGAUCUGUCGGUGAACCUGCAGGCCAUCAAGGGCCCGCAGGAUGUGGUACCUGUGCUCAAGGUUCACCAUACCAUCAUGGCGUUGGGAAACAUAGCCAAGGGUUUCCCAGAUUAUCCGACCAAUCCUACGGAAGAGAAUACGCCGCCGUUGGACGUAUUUAGGACUGUGGCGCAGGCGAUUCUGGUAUCUUUGGAGGCUAUGAACGUGUUCAAGGUCGUUCGGGAUGCAACAAGAUUCGCCUUCGCACGGAUCCUAGCGACGACAGGGCCAACCGUCACGCAGCUCAUUCCGACAUUGAUGGCGAACCUACUUGCUCACUUCGAACCCAGUGAACUCGUCGACUUCAUCAACUUCAUUGGCCUUCUAAUCCACAAAUUACAGGAAGAAUUGUUCGACGUUAUGGAUCAGCUGCUUGGACCCCUGUCCCAACACAUUACCGGUAUUAUGAGCCAAGAGGCAUCCGGAACAGACGACAAACUCGCUCAGGCGGAGAUCAAACGAGCGUACCUCACCUUGAUCAACAACCUCCUCUCGUCCAAAUUGCCAGGAAUUUUUAUUUCCGAUCGCAACAUGGCUGGCUUUGAGUCACUGCUCAACACGAUGAUUCAACUGGCCAACGAUUUCAACGACGCUCACAGCCAGAAGGCCGCUUUCACGUUCAUGAGUCGCAGCGUCACCGUCUGGGGAACGCCCGAUGCCUCGAAUGGGACCUCCAACGGCAACAUUCCGGCUACGAUCACCCGCCAGAUUCCUGGCUUUGGCGAGUAUAUCUACAAGACCUUCGUCCCUACGGCUUUCACCAUCCUCUCCUCGCCAUCGUUGAACAUCAAGGACCCGCAGAUCUUGAUGGUCCUUCACGAAAUUGCCAACUUUUUGCAGACGGUUAUCAUCACACGAGGACCGGAAGGUUAUGAGUUCUUCGUCAACCAUUUUCUCCCGACACAAAGUUUCCCGCCGGAUGUCGCCAUUGAGUUCACCACGAAGAUGCGCGACCUGGAUAACAAAAGCUUCAGAAAAUACCUCGUAGAAUUUGUCCGGGCGUCUCGUUCGUCAUAGCAUCUCAGAAUUGUAAAGACCAUUUGGGCAGGUGCCAGCUCGAAAAUGCUACCUUCUAGAUAUAUUAAUGUAUUUCUGACACGAUUGCUCUCAAACGCUUGCUCGUUCACUACCUUACGGUCCUUAGUCAUUCUUCAUCUUCACCAACAUUCAGCGUUAUGCUUUGUAUUCCGUUCUAUAUCGUGUUUCUCGCUACAUACGUAAUGUCUUUCCUCCUCUGCAAUCGCAUAUCAUCACGUAUAUCCCCUCACUCACGUCACUCUUCUCUGCUCUUGUCUACGAGUUGUCAUCAGCUAGUUGUGUUACUAUUCGCUCG